Molecule: messenger RNA, 2874 nt
Organism: Daucus carota subsp. sativus
Lineage: Eukaryota; Viridiplantae; Streptophyta; Magnoliopsida; Apiales; Apiaceae
Exons: 10
Coding region: 273-2579 (768 amino acids)
Molecular function (GO): RNA-DNA hybrid ribonuclease activity; nucleic acid binding
Source: RefSeq, a predicted model, not a curated record
GCCUGUAACGUUAGUAUCUAAAGUACGGUAUCUCGAGUUCUGCGAGUGAACAGAAUGUGUUAUUCUACUGACAACAUCACUGUCAUGUCACUGGCAGCAGAUAUGAUACCACCGAUGACGCAUUUCCUCACUAUUCUGGAUCUUUCUUCCGAAUAUCAGUAUUUUGGGCCAAUUCAAUCCAGCUAUUUGGCCCAAUUAAGCCCCAUUAAAUACCAUAAUCCUUGGAUUAAAAACCCUAAUUCUGCAAUUCUGUCCAGUCGUGCAGUGGAGAUAUGACGGCGAAGAUUCAUACACCGGCGGAGACAGAGAUUGCAGCUCAGUCCAAUUCUGAUUGGUAUCCAAUGCAAGACCUUGAUCUUACCACAAUGACAGACAAUAUUACCCUACAAAAGCAUGACAGAUCAAUCAAUAUCAUGGAAUCCAAACUUAAUUCUGUUGAAGAAAAUCAAAUAGCAGCCGAGGAGCAAAUAACAGAGCUGAAGGACCAAUUGGCUCAAAUGUGUCUUGAGUAUGCUGAAACUAAGAGAACUGUUGUCACUCUGAGGGAGCUUGUGAGAACUGAGUUGCUGAAAAAGACCGUAGAGGCUGAUGAAAGAAGCAUACUCAUCCCUGGAUCUAAGGAGGUUAGCUCAAGCAUUGAUCCAGUUCACCACCAAGCUCCAGAGUUGUUGGCGAAGCCUCAUCCUCAAAUUCCACAAUCAAAGACUCCAGUGCAGUCCACACCUGUUAACGAGGGAAGAGCACAUGCACCAAUGUAUAUGUCUGCAGGAACAUAUACGUCCCCCAAUGUUUUUUCAGACCAGGGACCUCAGAUCAGUGACGAAUCCUGUCAGCUACAAGAAGAGGACAAUUGCAUAUGCAAGGCGAUUCUGAACGAGUAUUCAAUGAAGGUAAAUGUAGAAAAACCCAUUUAUAAUUCAGGAAUAACAGAUGGUCAGCCUUCAGCAUCUGUUACAUCUUUAACAUUUAAUGGAAAAUAUUAUGUUGGAGACAAAGGCAGGAAUAAGAAAGAGUCUCAGAAUUUAGCUGCACGUGCUGCUAUCUUGUCUCUUUUAGAUUCUGAUGCAAAUAUGGUUAUCUCGAAGAUUAUUAGUAAAUGGAGACUUUCUUCUUUGAAAGAUAAAGUUAAAUUGCCAUUAGUGGAACAAGGGAAGGUCCGGGAAGCUAAGAAUAGUGUGGGAAUUUAUCCUCGGGUACAGAUUGCUGCAGUGCCGUCAAGUCAAACGUGUACUCUGACCCAAUCAGUUCCUAGUAACUGUGAUCCUCUGCAAGGUUUUGACAAUGCUGUAUUAUCUGGACCUUGUGUGCUACCCAAGUUUGGGUCAGGACCUGAGACACAUAUUUUGGUUUGUUGGAGGAAGCCUGAAAAGGGAUUUAUUGCUUUAAAUGCUGACGGGGCUUCUCAGAAUGGUAUUGCAGCAGGGGGUGGUAUUCUCAGGGACCAUACUGGCAAACAUAUAUCCAAUUUUUACAAUAACUAUGGCACUGGUUCAGUCUUCAUUGCUGAAUCUAAAGCAAUUCUAGAUGGUCUUUCUAUCUGUAAGGAACUGGGCUAUAACAAGAUCCAGUUACAGACUGACUCACGUCAAGCUACCUUAUGCUUUGGUCGACGAUCAAAAAGUUCUUUAUCUGAGCAAAGUAUAUGGGAUGAGAUAUACAAAUUUCAGGAUGAGCUGUCUAUUGAGAUCUUGCAUGUAUGUAGGGAAGGCAAUAAAAUGGCAGAUUAUCUUUCUAAAAAGGGUAUCUUAGCCAAAGAAAUGGGGACCAUAGAUGUAAGUCUAGAUGAAAGAGCAAAAGAGCUUCUGGCAGGGGAAAAAUUGGGAAUAUCUUACCUCAAAAAAUUGAAAAAUCAAUCUGCUGGAGUGAGCGAGAAUAAUUUGCAUACUGGGGUGCAGAUUGCUCCAGUGUCAUCAAGUGAACUUACUACAUGUACAGUGGCCGAAUCAGUGCCCAGCAACUGUGUCUCGCUGCAAGGGUUGGAUUCUUUGGACAAUGAUUUAUUAUCUGGACCUUGUGUUCUGCCUGAGCUGUCAGGAACUGAGGCUUAUUUUCUGAUCUAUUGGAAGAAGCCACGAGAGGGAUUCAUUGCUUUUAAUACUCAAGUUUCACAUAGAAAUGGUGUUGCAGCAGGGUCUGGUGUUCUCAGGAAUCAUAAUGGAGAACAUAUAUCCAAUUUCUACAAUAACUAUGGCAGAGUUUCUAUCAAUUUUGCAAAAUCUAAAGCAAUUCUAGAUGGUCUCGUUGUGUGUAAAGAACUGGGCUAUGACAAGAUCCUGAUACAGACCGACUCAGCUCUUGUUACUCUAUGGUUUCACCGACAGUUGACAGUGACAGUUCCUUUGGAUUUGCAAACUAUGUGGAAUGAAAUAUACAAGUUUCAGGACGCACUAUCUGUAGAAAUCUUGCAUGUUUAUAAAGAAGGCAAUAAACUGGCUGACCAUCUUUCUCGGAAGGGUGUCUUAGCUGAAGGAAUGGGGUCCAUCAAUAUCAAUCUGGAUGAAAGAGCAAAAGAGCUUCUUAUUGGGGAAAAAUUGGGAAUUUCUUGCCUCGGAAAAUUGAAAAACCAAUGUAUAGCUUGAUACAGUGAUGGUAUUGUACCAGGCAAGAAAAAAGUGACAAUAUUGCAAGCAAUUGAUUUUUUGACAAGAUUGCAAGCAAUUAGCUAAGAAAAUGUGACAUACUGCAAAUAUACUCAUACAUACGUCUGCAGUUCGGAACUAGGUUGGUAAAUAUUCAAACUAAAGGUAGCGUAAUAUUCAUUAUCAUAUUUGAAUUUGAUUGGAUAUUAAAUAUAGACACGUACUUUGUGUAUGUAAAGAAGUUGGUUACUGUGUUAGUUGCAAGUGUGGUGAUACAAAAACGUAUUGCACUGAA